Peniophora sp. CBMAI 1063 is the source of this 996-nucleotide messenger RNA. The record is from the annotation of a GenBank genome assembly. NCBI's taxonomy places the organism in Eukaryota, Fungi, Basidiomycota, Agaricomycetes, Russulales, Peniophoraceae.
AUGCCCUCCCUCACCGUUGUCUCGAACUCAGCGCCCGAUAGUGGAACUGUCAAUUUACUGUUGGCACCGGAUUUCGUUGGCAAUUUCCUAGGAUGGUUCUUGUAUGGCCUACUCGUGCUGCAAACAUAUCACUACCGCAGAAAAUCUCGACAUGAUCACCCAAGCAUCAGGAUGACCGUCUGGGGCAUAUUCGUACUCGAGACCGCUCUCACUGUCAUCACGACCCGCGUCACAUACACGUUGCUUUGCAACGGAUGGGGUGAUCCCGACGCAUUGAGGAGGCUCAGUAGACUGGACGCGUUCAUCCCUGCCAUCGGUGGGCUUGUCUCAGGAUGGACUCAGACGUUCUACGCAUGGAGAAUCUACAAGUUGACUAGGAGCGAGAUGUGGGAACAAGAGCGGCGACCUUGGAGGUGUGUCCCCGCACUGGUCAUGCUGCUCAUGGGGACGUCAACUGGUACAGCUCUAUACUGCGGCUUUGGGACGAUCAAUUUCACGGACGUCGCAUCCUUGAUGAAUAUUCAAUCAAGACUCAUAGUCUGGCUUGUCACCUCCGUACUCUGUGACGCGAUCGUCGCACUGAGCCUGAUCUACAUCCUGCAUCGGAUGAAUCGACUCUUGUCCUUGCCGAAAGAAUUUGAGAUCCAUGAAAGCCCUCUCGAGGGUAGAAUCAAGAGCAUCAUACUCAUGUCACUGGAAACUUGCUUGCUCACGACGAUAUCAACGAUUGCUAUGCUUGUGCUCUUCGUCGUUCUACCGCAAAGCAGGUUACCCACUAUGAUGGGCUUCAUAACCUCCAAACUCUACUCAAACAGUCUUCUCGUCUCCCUGAACUCGAAGCAUCACUGGGCAGCGAGGGUGGCUGGAAGGAAUAGUACCUUUUCCGCAUUGGAGCCUUUCGCCGCCGCCGCACCACGAAGGAGAGAGACCAAUACUUCCGUCACGGUUGAGGUUGAAGUGCCGGUCGAUGAUAAACCUUAUAAGAGAGCGGAUUGA